Messenger RNA from Racocetra persica, 588 nucleotides. The record is from the annotation of a GenBank genome assembly. Lineage: Eukaryota; Fungi; Glomeromycota; Glomeromycetes; Diversisporales; Gigasporaceae.
UAAAAAAGAUUCAAUUGCUCGUUCAAAUGAAUUGCGAAAAGCUAUUUCCCCUGCAUUAAUUAACUAUUCAAGAAAAAAUAUUGCGGAAAUGCUUUCAAAUACCUAUAUGACACAGAUUUUUUGUGAGACACUACUUUGCGGUGAUGCAGAUAUUGAAGAAAAACGAUCAAUAUUAGAAAAUAUACCUCCUUUAAUAGGAGAAACAUCAAACGAAAAUAACAUUAUGCUGACAUAUACAAAUCGAUUCCUCAAAGUCUUGGUACAAGGCCAGUAUCAAAGAUUAGAUAACGGGCAAUCCGAAGAUAAACGAGUUGAAUUACAUUUUGCGCCAUUAUUAUUUGACAGCAUCAAAAAAGAUAUUAUAUUUUAUGCGUGCAAUGCUUCUGCAUCAUUCGUAAUACUAGCUUUAUUACAAGAUAAAGAGACUAGAUCAGAAGUUAGGAAGAUCUUGAUAAAGAAUUUGGCAGAAAUUGAACAAGCAGCUCUAAAAGAUGUUAAAUCUGGGUCUAGAUUUAUUUUGAAGGAACUUGGUUGCGAUGUUACUAGCUUGAUAAAAACUUUAGAUGAUGAAUCUAAUGCCAAAACUAA